This is a messenger RNA of Xiphophorus hellerii (green swordtail), 3621 nucleotides long. RefSeq names its product BUB1 mitotic checkpoint serine/threonine kinase (gene bub1). Gene Ontology annotation, biological process: meiotic sister chromatid cohesion, centromeric; mitotic spindle assembly checkpoint signaling; protein phosphorylation. The transcript has 24 exons. NCBI's taxonomy places the organism in Eukaryota, Metazoa, Chordata, Actinopteri, Cyprinodontiformes, Poeciliidae. The coding region runs from base 169 to 3471 and encodes 1100 amino acids. Gene Ontology annotation, molecular function: protein kinase activity; ATP binding. Gene Ontology annotation, cellular component: nucleus. The record is from RefSeq and is a predicted model, not a curated record.
CAUUGGUUGAGCGCGAAAUUUCAAACGUAACAGGAACAGAGCCAGCAACAGGAAUUGUUAUUGUAGUUAAAGUGCUAAAAACAAUUCAAACUUUACACAGUAAUAUAAUCUCUGUUUAUCCAUAAGGUGAAUCUAUUAAUAGUGAGUCAAGUUUUAGCCCGGGCUGAGAUGGAUAUCGCUUCAUAUUUACGGUGUUUUGAAGAAAGUUUGGCCUCCUACAGCGGAGACGACCCGCUGGAUCCGUGGGACAGGUUUGUGGACUUCCUGGAGCAGAGGCAGCCAGCAGGGGGCAGCAGUGAGAUGUCCGUGGUGUUUAACGCGCUGGUCCAAAGAUUCCUCAACGUGGAUCAAUAUGCCAACGACGUCCGCUACGUCAACUACUGCAUCAGAUGUGCCAGUUACUGCGCGGACCCCGCCACCCUGUACGCUCACGUCUUCAGUCGCGGCGUAGGCAGCAGGACGGCGGCUCUGUACCUGGCCUGGGCUCGGCACUUUGAGCAGAAGGGAAUGAAGGAUCAGGCUGAUGCCGUUUACCUGAAGGCUCUGGAGAACCAGGCCCAGCCGGCGGACACGCUGCUCCACGAGUACAGGCAGUUCCAGAGCAGAACCAGAACCGAGCCUCCAGCGUCCGGAGCCCGAGUCCCUCUGCAGAACUCCCAGCUGACCAAUCAGAUGUCUCCCCAGAAAAAGGCCGCCGCUGAUUCUCCAUCCAAACUGCCUCUGAGAAGAACCGUCACGACCGUGUCCCGCCCCGAGACGUCGGGGACACAACCGUCCAGUCAGGAUGCCGCCGCCCCAACGGUCUCCGAGUACAGCGAGGAUGCGUUGGUCCACGACGGCGUCGAGUUCUGCUUCGAAGAGGUCCGGGCCGAGAAAUACUUCAGGAAGAUCCGGGAGAGGCAGGAGUGGGGGCGGAGUGAGAAGAUGCAGCGGCAGCUGUGGCAGCAGGAGCAGGAGGUGCAGAGGCUGCAGAGCAUGCUGCAGCAGGUCAACCAGAGCCUGCAGGCCUGUGGAGGAUCUCCCUGCACAACGCUGCAGGCCUCUGCUGCUCCCUUCAUCUUCUCCUCCUCCUCUCGUUCCCGUCGCUCCGUCGGUCGGGGGCUUCUCUCCGACCUCAGCCUGAUCAAGGAGGCUGCCGGUACCGGUUCUGGUUCUGAGGCGACCCGCCUUCUCCCCUUCCUGUCCGACUGCAGUGGCGCAGCAGAACCUCAGGCUCCCGGGUCAUCAGCCCAGAGGAACCCGGAAGCCCGUCGGCCCGGCGGGCUCGGCGCGGCGCCGCUGCAUUGCGGUCUGGUACCAGAACCUGAGGAGAAGCUUGAUGUGUCUCAGGGAGGAGCAGCCAACGUCUCCCACGUCACGCCCAACUCCUCUCUGGGCUUCGUCCAGGCCACGCCCUCCAGGGCGCUGCCGUCGCCCACCGUCAACACGCGGGAGGCCCUGGGCGUCAUCAUGAACAUGUUCCAGGCUCCGACCUUCCUGGACGACCCAUUCCAGGGAGCCUCCAUGCUGCACCCGGCUGCUGCUGAACCCGACCCGGACCUGGAGACCGGCGUGGUCCCGCUGGUACCGGAGCCGCCGGCCGCCGCCCCGUUCACCAUCUUCCAGGAUUUUGAAGACAAAGAGAACGGCAGCGCCGCGGUUCCGUUUGAGAGGUCCAAACCGGCCAGGGCUCUGACAGAACUCGGCAGGCCGAGAGCGGACAGACCCAACGAGACGCCGUCGGAGCUGAUCCCAGACGAGAGCACCAUGUGGGGCGCGCGCCACAACUCGCUGGCCGCCUGUCCCAACAGCACCACCGACUUCGCCCCGCUGGCCCAGUUCGUCUCCACACCGUUCACUCACAAAACGCCGUUCAGCGGUGGCUUCUUCCUGGCUGAAGAGAAUAACGGAGACGGCGGCGACGCUGACGAAAACGUCUUCAUCAGAUGGCAGACGAAUAAACUCAGCCCCAUCAUGGAGCAGAGUCCAGCCGAUGACGCGGCGUCGGAGGCGGCCGGCGCUCCGCUGCUGCCGUCCUCAGCGCGGCAGGGUACCAUCAUGGCCGACGGCUUCGGCUCCUCCUGCCUCAGCAUGACGCAGCCACCGCCGCCUGCCCUGCUCUCCUUCAGGGACCAGACGCUCUGCCCGGCCGAGGCCUCCGGGGCCGCCGGGUGGGAGGCCAGCCCUAUGCAGAACCCACUCAGACCUAGCAGAGAACCGUUUCAGAUCCUGGAGGACCCAGAGAGGCCCGGCAGCCCAGAACCAGACCAGAACCUGCUCGGUGACGUUCCCAUGAGCCCGCAGUGCGCCCCCACGGCAAGCCGGCUGGACAUCAGGAGUCCCGACUCCUCAGCGGAGCCGGACCUGGAUGCCUUCCUGAGUCCCUGCCGACCCAGUUCGGCCAGAACCCGGGAUGUCCCCAUGAGCCCGGCGGCGCCCGGCGGCCUCUGGCUGGUGUCCAACCCCUGGGACGCCGACCGGAUCUCGGACCUGCUGUCCCGGCUCCGCCCACCGCUGACCUCUCACCCCUGCUGCUACAGCUGGCCCUGCGCCGUCCCCAGCAUCGGCCCCAAGAACACCCUCAGCCUGGGAUCGUCGUCCCUCAGAGUGGACGCCGUCCUCGGACAGGGAGCCUUUGCCACGGUCUUCCAGGCCACCGACCCCGCGACCUCUGACAGGAUGGUGCUGAAGGUGCAGAAACCGGCCAAUCCCUGGGAGUUUUACAUCAACACCUGUCUGGACGCCCGCCUGCCUCCUUCUGUGCGCCACCUGUUGGGCAGCAUCCGCUCCGCUCACCUGUUCCUGGACGGCAGCAUCAUGCUGGGGGAGCUGCACAACUACGGCACCCUGCUGAACGCCGUUAACCUGUUCCGGGCGCAGAGCGUCAAGGUGAUGCCGCCGCCGCUCGUGCUUCACUUCGCCGUCUGCAUCCUGCACACCGUGGAGCAGCUGCACGCCGCGCACAUCAUCCACGCCGACAUCAAACCUGACAACUUCCUGCUGGGAGAGAGGUUCCUGGAGAACCGGUGCUUCGACGCUGACGGCGUGGACCACGGCCUCGUUCUCAUCGACCUGGGUCAGAGCAUCGACAUGGCGUUGUUCCCAGAAUGCACUGCGUUCACCGCCAGGUGUCUGACAUCCGGCUUCCAGUGCACUGAGAUGCUGAGUGGGAAACCCUGGAGCUACCAGACGGAUUACUUUGGGAUCGCGGGAACCGUCUACUGCCUGCUGUUUGGGACCUACAUGCAGGUCGUUAACGAGGGCGGCGUCUGGCAGACCAAUGGCAUCUUCAGACGGAAACCCCACGCCGACCUGUGGCUGGACUUCUUCCACACGCUGCUCAACGUGCCGGACUGCGGCGCUCUGCCCAGCCUGCAGGGCCUCCGCCGCCGCCUGGCCGCCGUCCUGCAGCAGCACUACAGGAGCAAGCUAGCUACGCUAAAGAGCCACCUGGUGGUGCAGCUGAUGGAGAACCACCGGGCCCGCAGGUGAUCCUGUGGAGAACCACUGGAUCACACAGACUGGUUUCAGUUAAUCACACCAUCUGUAAAUAUCUUCUUUUUUUUAUGGGCUUCAUUUUGCAGUGGUGUGAAAUUACUCUUAUGUUGUUGAUGACAAUAAAAUGUGUUGGAGUCUUGUUGA